Molecule: messenger RNA, 4098 nt
Organism: Mercurialis annua (annual mercury)
Lineage: Eukaryota; Viridiplantae; Streptophyta; Magnoliopsida; Malpighiales; Euphorbiaceae
Product: DExH-box ATP-dependent RNA helicase DExH6-like
Exons: 14
Coding region: 166-3804 (1212 amino acids)
Cellular component (GO): intracellular anatomical structure
Molecular function (GO): protein binding; RNA binding; ATP binding
Source: RefSeq, a predicted model, not a curated record
CCCUACCUACUAUAUUAUGAAGUCGUCAUUUUACCCUGUAAUAUAAAAUCUCCACAGUAUAUUCCCCAUCAAAAGUUCAUUUGGUACUGUACAAACAUCCAUUAAACCCUUAACCUGUUUUUGAAAUACAAAAUACUCAAACAAACCACACACACACAAUCAAAAAUGGCCAAGAAGCGGAACAGGGGAGCGGCACAACAUCAACAACGGCAGAAAACCCCUAAUAUUGAUGAAUCCACUCGUUUGCGAAUUCGUCAAUGCCUAAACGAAUUCCGUGACAACGACGAUCAAGUAUUGACAAUUGAAGAUGACUUAUCGAAGAAUGAACGUGCUGUGGUACAUGAAGUAUGCAGGAAAAUGGGUAUGCGUUCUAAGAGUUCCGGGUACGGGAGUGCGCGGCGUGUCUCUGUUUACAAAACUGCAAAUACAAAGGGCACCAAGAAGGGGAAAAAAACUCUAACAAAUUUGAGGAUUUCAGAAAAAUCAAAGUUAGUCUUGCACGAAUUAUUUGCAUACUACCCUCCUGAGGAUGAAGAGCUUGUUGCAAAAGUGGCGGGAAAUUAUAAAGAGAAGAAUAAAAAAAUACGAGUGAAGAGAGAUGAUUUCUUUAAGCUGCCUUUGAUGUCCAAAGCAUUUAUCUCUAAGAAAGUAAAAGAACUAAAUUCUAGAUUACAAAAUGACACAAAUUUAAAACAGAUUGUUGAAGGAAAAUCGAAGCUUCCAAUUGCAUCUUUUAGGGAUGUUAUUACAUCCACCGUAGAAUCUCACCAGGUUGUUCUUAUUUCUGGAGAAACCGGAUGUGGAAAGACUACACAGGUUCCUCAAUAUCUCUUGGAUUACAAGUGGGGAAAAUGUGAGGCCUGUAAAAUAGUUUGCACGCAACCUCGUCGUAUCUCUGCAACAUCAGUUGCUGAGAGAAUCUCGUAUGAAAGGGGACAAAAUGUCGGAGACGAUAUUGGGUACAAGAUUCGAUUAGAAACUCAAGGUGGAAGAGACUCAUCAAUUGUCUUCUGCACAAAUGGGGUUCUGCUACGGCUGCUUGUUUCAAGGGGUGCUAGAAUUUCAAAAGGGGAGCCUCCUAAUGAGACCGAGAGAGAUGAAGUUCUUAAUAUAACUCACAUUAUUGUGGAUGAAAUUCAUGAAAGGGACUGCUACUCAGAUUUCAUCUUGGCAAUCGUCAGAGACAUACUUCCUUUAUAUCCUCAUCUUCGGCUGAUAUUGAUGAGUGCCACACUUGAUGCUGAACGAUUUGCACAAUAUUUUGGGGGCUGCCCAAUUAUCACCGUUCCUGGUUUCACAUAUCCUGUCAAAAGUUUUUACUUAGAAGAUGUACUUUCCAUCCUAAAUUCUGAAGAUAGUAAUCAUGUUAAUUCUGCAACGUCAAGCGUCCCAAGUAAAGACCAUGUGCUAAUGGGAGAAGAGAAUUCUGAUUUAGAUGAAGCUAUCAAAUUAGCUUGGACACAUGAUGAAUUUGAUCCCCUCUUGGAUUUCCUUUUUUCUAAAGGAACCCCUGAGGUUUACAAUUACCAAGAUUCAGUUACUGGCUUAACACCAUUAAUGGUCCUUGCUGGAAAGGGAAGAGUAAAUGAAGUAUGCAUGCUUCUGUCCUUAAGUGCGAACUGUCAUUUACAAGACAAGGAUGGUCAAACAGCACUAGAAUGGGCUAAACGAGAAAACCAGCUUGAAGUUGCUGACAUAAUAAAUAAACAUAUUAAAAUUUCUCAGACCGACUCUCGAGAACAACAUCAUUUACUCGAUAAAUAUCUAGCAACAAUCAAUCCCGACCUUGUUGAUGUUGUUCUUAUCGAGCGGUUGUUGAGGAAAAUUUGUAUUGAUUCAAAGGAUGGUGCUAUCCUUGUUUUCCUUCCUGGCUGGGAUGAAAUAAACAAGACUCGAGAAAGAUUACUUGCGAACCCCUUUUUCAAAGAUUCUUCAAAGUUUUUGAUUAUCUCUCUCCAUUCUAUGGUUCCUUCUAUGGAGCAAAAGAAAGUUUUUAAACGCCCGCCGUUCGGUUGCCGGAAAAUCAUUCUGUCAACUAAUAUUGCUGAAACUUCCAUUACAAUUGACGAUGUUAUCUAUGUCAUUGAUAGUGGUCGAAUGAAAGAAAAAAGUUAUGACCCUUAUAACAAUGUAUCAACUCUUCAAUCGUCCUGGAUCUCCAAAGCAAGUUCAAAGCAGCGCGAGGGACGUGCAGGUCGGUGUCAGCCUGGGAUGUGUUAUCAUUUUUAUUCUAAAGAUCGAGCAGCUUCUAUGCCAGAUUUCCAAGUUCCUGAAAUCAAGAGAAUGCCCAUUGAAGAACUUUGUUUGCAACUGAAGAUGCUUGAUUCAAAUUGCAAAAUAGAAGAUUUCUUACAGAAGACACUGGACCCUCCUGUUCCUGAAACCAUACAUAAUGCUAUUACUGUUCUCCAAGAAAUUGGGGCUUUAUCAAUAGAUGAAGAAUUGACAGAACUAGGAGAAAAGCUGGGUUGCCUCCCUGUACAUCCAUUGAUAAGCAAGAUGAUUUUCUUUGCUAUUUUGAUGAAUUGCCUAGAUCCAGCUUUGACAAUGGCUUGUGUCUCUGACUACAGAGAUCCAUUUACCUUGCCUAUGUUGCUUACUGAUAAAAAGAAAGCUGAUAAUGCUAGGGUAGAGCUUGCUUCACUGUAUGGUGGGAAUAGUGAUCAGUUAGCAGUUAUAGCAGCCUUUGAAUGCUGGAGGACUGCUAAAGAAAGGGGUCAACAAGCACGGCUUUGUUCUCAGUACUUUAUCUCUUCAAGCACCAUGCGUAUGCUGCAGGGUAUGCGUAAGCAGCUUCUAUCCGAACUUACUCGGCACGGAUUCCUUCAGGAAGACACAUCUUGUUAUAAUCUGAAUGCACAUGACCCUGGAAUUCUCCAUUCUAUGCUUGUUGCUGGUUUGUAUCCUAUGGUGGGGAGACUCCUUCCACCUAAAUCUGGAAAGCGUGCUGUUGUGGAGACAGCCACUGGUGCCAAAGUUCGGUUGCACCCUCAUUCCCUCAAUUUUAAGUUGUCGUUUAAGAAAACUGACAGUCUCUGUCCUUUGAUCAUUUUUGAUGAAGUAACCCGUGGUGAUGGUGGUAUGCACAUUAAGAACUGUACUGUUGUUGGUCCGCUCGCCUUGUUACUGAUUGCAACAGAGAUCGUUGUUGCCCCUUCAGAAGACUCGACUGAACAAAGACAUGAGGUGGGUAAUAACCACCAUGGAAGUGAUGUCGCAGUUGAAGAUGCAAGUCAUGAAGAUAAGAUGGAAAUUGAUGACAAGUUGGAUAUAAACAGUGAUGAGAAAAUUAUGUCAUCUCCUGAUAAUUCAGUUACUGUGGUUGCGGAUCGGUGGCUUUAUUUUGCAUCAACAGCCCUUGAAGUUGCUCAAAUUUACUGCUUGAGAGAGCGAUUAGCAGCAGCUAUUUUAUUCAAAGUAGUGAAUCCUCGGCAAGCGCUUCCUCCUACCCUUGGGGCCUCGAUGCAUGCAAUCGCUUCUCUUCUGUCCAACGAUGGACAAUCUGGGAUAACAUUACCUUCAGAUCCCGUGGAUUCAUUGGCAUCAUUGGUACAUGCGACUGGGAUUGACAACACUACUCCUAGGUUCGACGGGACGUGCCAUCCUAGUGCUUUUCUUAGAUCUCUGAUGCCCUACACCAGUGAUCCUCCCGCUGCUCCCCAUCGUCCUGCUGCUCCCCAUCGUCCUGCUGCUCCCGUUCGCAACAAACCUAAGUUUCCUGUAUCAAGAGGAAAUUUUAAUAGAAAAGCACCACCAGCUGUUCGUGCACCACCGGUUGGUUCAUUAGGCACGAUCCCACAUUAAAGACGUCCAUUGCAAGGUCACGCAUUAGGUACAUUUUGACAGUCUGCUGGGGAUUCUUCCAGAAAGCAAUGACAGGCCAAUUUGUGGUUCUGUAUGCAUGAAACAUCCAGCUCUUACUAGAUUGAGAACAGAAUGGCAUUUUAUAGAUCACCUCAAGCUUUGCAUAGUUGGUUUUUUCCUCCAAAUUCAAAAUGCCAAAUUAUUAGGAUUAUCUUGUUGAGAUGGAAAAUGUGUGUACCACAGAAGUAUGGUUAGAAAUCUGGCAAUUAAAUUCGACACAUAAUUAUGUCUUUA